AUGCAAACGGUACAGCACUCAGACCUAUCGAUUAACCUGUCCACGUUCUUUUUGAAGAACAUUGGCCUAUGGAUACCCGAGGAUUCGAUGGAAGAACGUCGGAUGAAAAUGAUGCUCUUCUUCACAGUAUUCAACUCGAUGAUCGGCGCAGUCGUCAUCUUCAGAGACUUGUAUUUCACUUUGUUGUACAAAGGCGUGAGUAUUGUUCAAUUGAAUAAUGAUGUUCUUUAUGUUAUUACUAACGUGUUAACCGUGGUAAUGGGUUUAAUCAAAAUGUAUACCAUACUGAUGCAUAAAAGCGAAUUCAUAAAUCUGAUCAUAUACAUGCAACAAAAUUUCUGGAUUGUCAAUUAUGACUUCCGUGAGAAAGAAAUUUUGGAUAAUUGCAGAAAGACUUGCACAUUUUUCAUUUCUUCUGUCACCACUAUUGGAGUAUGCGCUAUGCUGUCUUAUACAAUAACACCGAUCAUUGAUAUAUUUAGAAAAAAGACAAUUCGAACGUUUGUUGCAGCAAAUGUUGGAAAAAAUCAAUCGGAAAGGGUAUUACCGUUCAAUUUAUGGAUAAAUUUACCACUGUACAUAUCUCCUUACUAUGAGAUACUAUUUUUUUUCCAGAAUUGGCUAAUUUUAACAGUAGAUCUAAUUCGUUAUAACAAAGGCAAUAAUAAUCUCUACCUUGUGCAGGUAAUGAACUUGUAUUACGUAGCCAUUACAUAUUUCUGCUUCGACAAUAUUUUCUGCAUCCUAGUUGUACAUUUGGCUGGUCAGUUCCGCGUGCUUCGAUACAGGUUCACAAAGUUGUGUAACCUGGAACAUAAGAUACGCGAGGCGACGUUAAUCGACGUGUACGAAUUUUACGAGAAACUGAAAAUGUACAUUCGACAUCAUCAGACGUUGAUCAACUAUUACAAGAGGCUUGAAACCGUGUACACGAUGAUUAUAUUUGGCCAGGUGUUGGUGUUUAGCGUGUUAAUUUGCCUAUUUGCUUAUCAGGGGCUGUUGGUUGGUAUUUACACGCUAUCAUGGAACCCCAUUAUUAUUGAAAUUUUGUUAAAUACUUCGGAAUAUCUAGACUGA
Molecule: messenger RNA, 1077 nt
Organism: Heterotrigona itama
Lineage: Eukaryota; Metazoa; Arthropoda; Insecta; Hymenoptera; Apidae
Source: the annotation of a GenBank genome assembly